Molecule: messenger RNA, 693 nt
Organism: Dothidotthia symphoricarpi CBS 119687
Lineage: Eukaryota; Fungi; Ascomycota; Dothideomycetes; Pleosporales; Dothidotthiaceae
Exons: 5
Coding region: 1-693 (230 amino acids)
Source: RefSeq, a predicted model, not a curated record
AUGUUAGCCACGGCCUCAUUUUCGUCGCAUUACGACGCUCGGCCCAGAGCCCCCGCCAUGACCGAAGUUUCUCCAGCUCCCAUACCAGGUGCUGCAAUCUCCGCCGGGAGCAGACUCGAUCGAAAGCCCUCACGCGAUGCCCACAUGGAUGCCGACGAUCAGCACGCGGAUUGGGAGGAUGGAUCGAUGACGUCUUCUGCAGUUGCCUUGGGCAUCUCCGGCACUACCGACACCAUGAACACGGGCAUUCGAAGAUGCUGGUGGCCGGAAACAUGCCUGGAGGGAGUAUUAAUCGCCGCACAGCCGGUGAUAGUCAUAAGAAUGGCUCAUUGGAUGCUUCCUUGGGUAGCUGGCAUGAAGCGUCAACCUUCUCUAGAAGUCGCCUCGGGUAUCUCCAUCGUCGCUCCUAACGCGCUUAUCGCUAUCACAACGCCCACAACUAUCGCAACACCUACCGCAACAGCACCCACAGUUGAGAUGCUACCGCGCAAGCCUCCACCGGGAGCCCCGUCGAACGAACGCCCGCAUUGUACCCAAAACAAGCCCAAAUUAUCGGCGGCAGAGAACGGUCCUGGAAUGUCGCUGUCUAUGCCCUUACCGGAAGCCCCCUCACUUGAAUGUUAUUGCACGGGGCAUGUACGCGAGCAAACCACUGCUGGGGACGAUUACAACAACGGCGCAGUAGAUACUUGA